Messenger RNA from Fusarium vanettenii 77-13-4, 1599 nucleotides. RefSeq lists its product as uncharacterized. The transcript has 7 exons. Gene Ontology annotation, biological process: DNA-templated transcription. The record is from RefSeq and is a predicted model, not a curated record. NCBI's taxonomy places the organism in Eukaryota, Fungi, Ascomycota, Sordariomycetes, Hypocreales, Nectriaceae. The annotation marks the transcript as partial. Gene Ontology annotation, molecular function: DNA binding; zinc ion binding.
CAGAGCGAUGUGGAAGCAAAAGCCCCUCUCAUCAACCCACUGGCAUUCCACACCUAUGACUGGGUGCCAGGCCCAAAGGGUCAGAUAGUCUUCAUGGGAACGUCUUCCAACUGGUCAUUUGGCAGACGAGUCCUCACAAUGACACAUGAGCGCCUCACAGGAACUCCACUACCCAUCCAAAACCUCCAUUUUGGUGGACUUGACGGCAAAGUCUAUGAUCUCAAAUGGGACGGUAACAGGAGAGCCUCUCCUAACGACACUCUUGACCCAUCAAUUCUCCCAGCACAGGACUUUGCCCUCUAUCUCAUCAACUCAGUCAAGUUUCAUUGCGGGUGGCUCUUUAACCUGUUCGAAGAGGAGCGCUUCAUGGAACACUUUCGUCAGUUCCACGAGCACCCUUCAGAGUAUCCUCGUAUUGCGCCGCUCUGGUAUGUGCACUACCUUCUCGUUCUCGCCCUUGGCAAAGCCUUUGUUGUUCAGUCGACAAAAUCGAGGCGGCCACCAGGAGGAGAACUAUUCGUGCAUGCCAUGAAACUUAUGCCGGAUUUCACCUUUUUCGAAGCCGACCCUGUGGAGCAGAUGCAAGUUUUGUGCUGUGCUGCACUGUAUCUGCAAUGCGUAGACUAUCCUUGCCAAGCCUACCGCCUUUCUCAUUCCCUUGACGACAACUAUGUGCAGAGAUGUCGUACCAUCUGGUGGACCGUCUACAUCCUUGAGCGCCGGAUGGUUUCUCAAAUGGGGGUUCCUAUCGGAAUAUCAGACGAGACUAUCAGCACACGGUUUCCUACCUUUCCAGGACAGCCUGAAAAGUUGGAGGCUUUGAAAAUUCAAGUCAAUUUUUGCCGAGUGCUAGCAAAGAUAGACCAGACUGUCUACGGACUUGAGGGGAAGCUCGACAAUCCUUCGAGAUCCAUGCGAACGAAGGAAUGGCUGGGGUUUCUCGCACAUCUGCACAUUUACACCUGCUUCAACAUCAAACUUGGGCAUCUAGAAGUGGCCUUGAUGCACUGGCUUCAGUCAGAGAGUGUCAAGGGCCUAGUGCAGAUGUGCACCGAAUCUGCCCAGCAGAUUCUAAGGAUACUUGCAAGCCUCUCAGAUCAGGGGCUGCUAGAGACAUUUCUACCCUUUGAUCUUGACGCAACCUUUACUGCCACCAUUGUCUUGUUGAUGGCCGCUGCUAUCGACUCAUCUCUUCUCCAAGAUCACACUCCUUGGUCACAACGCGCCUACGCCAUCUUUGACGAGAUGAACCGCCGUGGAAACCUUGUGGCAGAAAUGUUUGCAUCAGAACUCAAACAGCUAGAAAGUCUAUUGAGCAAAUUCUUGGUGAAAGACCAUGAGCCUAGGCUUGUGCCAUCGAUCAACAGCCACAACACACCACGACAAGAUCAUGUCGAUGGCAUGGACACUUCGACGGUGACUGUUGCUGAGUACCCGGAACCGUUCAGUCUUGAGACGACCGAAGACUUUGGCUUAGGCUUGAGUUACGAGCUCAGUGCCGAGCAACUCAUGAAUGUUGCGGAUUCCCUGGAUAUUGACAGCCUAACGUGGCCGUGGCCUGAUGAGGGUGUGGCCGACAGUGGGAGUCCUGGUGCUUGA